Clupea harengus (Atlantic herring) is the source of this 911-nucleotide messenger RNA. Its product is annotated as chymotrypsin A-like. The record is from RefSeq and is a predicted model, not a curated record. Lineage: Eukaryota; Metazoa; Chordata; Actinopteri; Clupeiformes; Clupeidae. Gene Ontology annotation, biological process: proteolysis. Gene Ontology annotation, molecular function: serine-type endopeptidase activity.
GAGCUCUCCAUGGUGGUAUAAAAGACCUCUGCUGUGGUCUGUUCAGCACAUUGAAGACAUGGCCUUCCUGUGGAUUCUCUCCUGUCUCGCCUUCGUGAGCUCAGCCUUUGGCUGUGGCAUUCCUGCCAUCAAGCCCGUCGUCACUGGCUACUCCAGGAUUGUCAACGGUGAGGAGGCUGUGCCCCACUCGUGGCCCUGGCAGGUGUCCCUGCAGGACUACACUGGCUUCCACUUCUGCGGUGGUUCUCUGAUCAAUGAGAACUGGGUUGUGACUGCUGCCCACUGCAAUGUGAGGACCUCCCACCGUGUCAUUCUGGGUGAGCAUGAUCGCGCCUCUAACUCUGAGAACACCCAGGUCAUGAAGGUCGGCAAGGUCUUCAAGCACCCCCGUUACAAUGGCUACACCAUCAACAACGACAUCCUCCUGAUCAAGCUGGCCUCUCCCGCCCAGAUGAACCCCCGUGUGUCUCCCGUCUGUGCGGCUGAGACCAACGACAACUUCUCCGGUGGUAUGAGGUGUGUCACCUCCGGAUGGGGUCUGACUAGGCACAAUGCCGCUGACACCCCUGCCCUCCUGCAGCAGGCCUCUCUGCCCCUGCUGGACAACCAGCAGUGCAAGAAGUUCUGGGGCAACAAGAUCACCGACCUCAUGAUCUGCGCUGGAGCUGAUGGUGCCUCCUCUUGCAUGGGUGACUCUGGUGGCCCCCUGGUCUGUGAGAAGGCUGGAGCCUGGACCCUGGUUGGUAUUGUGUCCUGGGGCAGUGGCACCUGCACCCCCACCAUGCCUGGAGUGUACGCCCGCGUCACCGAGCUCCGUGCCUGGAUGGACCAGACUAUCGCCGCUAACUAAAGCUGUCAUAGUUGUUUAUAGUUUCACCUUUCUUUUAAAUAAAACAGCACUUUGAAGGAAA